Messenger RNA from Penaeus monodon (black tiger shrimp), 647 nucleotides. RefSeq names its product mediator of RNA polymerase II transcription subunit 18-like. NCBI's taxonomy places the organism in Eukaryota, Metazoa, Arthropoda, Malacostraca, Decapoda, Penaeidae. Gene Ontology annotation, biological process: termination of RNA polymerase II transcription; regulation of transcription by RNA polymerase II. Gene Ontology annotation, cellular component: mediator complex; core mediator complex. The record is from RefSeq and is a predicted model, not a curated record. Gene Ontology annotation, molecular function: transcription coregulator activity.
CACUGAAAUACCACAUAUGCGCCCCGGCCUCUCCUGACCGUGCCUGACAGUGGUGACCUUGUUUACAAGGACUAUAGUUUAACACCCUUAUGUCCCCGAGACAAGGUGUAUAGUGCCUUGUAAAACACUAAAGGCUUACCCCCUCCACAGGAUAAACAUCACACUCUGUAGCUUCAAUGGAACGUGGAGCUCCCCCGAACUACCAUUCCAUCCACCAUACAACCAUUGGAAAACCCGAAUCCAUGGUGUAUAGUGGCCUUACCAGGUGAACAUAGGCUCGCACUGUUGGAUCACAAGUGUCAGCGUUCGCAAACAACAAACCGACUCCUUGCGUUCGCGUGUUGGACGCGAACCUGACAACUGUCAGGGCUGCAGUCUGAUUCAAGCGUCAAGGCUUCCUUCGAGUGCAAGAACAGUGAUACCAUUCUUAAUCAUGGCUUUAACAGUACCCAAUGCCAUGGAUACAAUUGAUUCAGCCCAGAAGAAUGCAAUUGUACAUGAUCAAGAGUAUUUACUGCAGGGAUCAGUGUUGGAUGCAUCACUGUUAGUAGUGAUCGAUAGACUACGAGGACUCUGUGAUAAUGCUGACAUCCAACCAGAAACGUUUCAUGAUCAUGAGAUUGUGUUCCUUUUGAAGGAUUUUUCUG